This is a messenger RNA of Cynocephalus volans (Philippine flying lemur), 1008 nucleotides long. It is a transcript of the gene GPR119, whose product is annotated as G protein-coupled receptor 119. The transcript has a single exon. Gene Ontology annotation, biological process: regulation of metabolic process; adenylate cyclase-activating G protein-coupled receptor signaling pathway. Gene Ontology annotation, cellular component: plasma membrane; cytoplasm. The record is from RefSeq and is a predicted model, not a curated record. Lineage: Eukaryota; Metazoa; Chordata; Mammalia; Dermoptera; Cynocephalidae. The coding region runs from base 1 to 1008 and encodes 335 amino acids. Gene Ontology annotation, molecular function: G protein-coupled receptor activity; phosphatidylcholine binding.
AUGGAGUCAUCUUUCUCAUUUGGAGUGAUCCUUGCUGUCCUGGCCUCCCUCAUCAUUGUUGCUAAUGCAGUAGUGGCUGUGGCUGUGCUGUUGUUGAUCCACAAGAAUGAUGGUGUUGGUCUCUGCUUCACCUUGAAUCUGGCUGUGGCUGACACCUUGAUUGGCGUGGCCAUCUCUGGCUUGGUCACAGACCACUUCUCCAGCUCUGAUCAGGCCACACAGAAGACCAUGUGCAGCCUUCGGAUGGCAUUUGUCACUUCCUCUGCAGCUGCCUCUGUCCUCACCGUCAUGCUGAUUGCUUUUGACAGGUACCUUGCCAUCAAGCAGCCCCUCCGCUACCUCCAGAUCAUGAAUGGGUUUGUGGCUGGGGCCUGCAUUGCUGGGCUGUGGUUAGUGUCUUACCUCAUUGGCUUCCUUCCACUCGGAUUCUCUGUAUUCCGGCAGAAAACCUACCAGGGGCCCUGCAGCUUCUUUGCUGUGUUUCGCCCUUGCUUCGUGCUGACACUUUCCUUCACUGGCUUCUUCCCAGCCCUGCUCCUCUUUGUCUUUUUCUACUGUGACAUGCUCAAGAUUGCCUCCAAGCACAGCCAGCAGAUCCGAAAGAUGGAACAUGCAGGAGCACUGGCUGGAGCUUACCGGUCCCCACGGAUGCCCAGGGACUUCAAGGCAGUCCGCACUGUGUCUGUUCUCAUCGGGAAUUUCACUCUGUCCUGGACCCCCUUCCUUAUCACUAGCAUCGUGCAGGUGGCCUGCCAAAAUUGCUGCCUCUACGUGGUGCUGGAACAGUACCUGUGGCUGCUCGGUGUGGGCAACUCCCUGUUCAACCCACUCAUCUAUGCCUAUUGGCAGAAGGAGGUGCGGCAACAGCUCUACCACAUGGCCCUGGGAGUGAAGAAGGGGCUCACCUCAUUCCUCCUCCUUCUCUCAGCCAGGAGUGGUGGCCCACAGACGCCCAGGGAAAGCUCCUGUAACAUCAUCACUGUCUCCCACUCAGAGCUUGAUGACUAA